Exophiala spinifera is the source of this 1878-nucleotide messenger RNA. RefSeq lists its product as uncharacterized. The transcript is spliced from 6 exons. Gene Ontology annotation, molecular function: dipeptide transmembrane transporter activity. Gene Ontology annotation, biological process: transmembrane transport; oligopeptide transport. The coding region runs from base 1 to 1878 and encodes 625 amino acids. The record is from RefSeq and is a predicted model, not a curated record. Gene Ontology annotation, cellular component: membrane. NCBI's taxonomy places the organism in Eukaryota, Fungi, Ascomycota, Eurotiomycetes, Chaetothyriales, Herpotrichiellaceae.
AUGAGCAACAUCGCAAACCUCGAAGCCCCCAUCAUUGCCCAAGCAGCUGUGGCUGAUGCUCCACUCGCCGGUAGUGCGAGGGAGAAACAACUCGGCCGUGGCUCGAUUGAUGCUGCCGCGGUGUCGAUACCAUCUCAUUCUUCAGACCAGGACGAUGACGAGGUAACAGAGGAAGACCUCAAGACGCUCCGUCGCGUAUCAGGCAAGAUUCCAUGGACAGCCUUUACGGUUGCUUUCGUGGAACUGUGCGAACGGUUCUCCUACUAUGGCACGACUGUCGUCUUCGUGAAUUUCAUUCAGCAGCCUCUACCAGAAGGAUCUUCCACCGGUGCCGGGUUCUCGGGUCAGUCCGGUGCACUGGGCAUGGGUCAGCGAGCAUCUACCGGUCUCAAGACGUUCAACGAAUUCUGGGCAUACGUGAUGCCUUUGCUGGGUGGUUAUCUGGCCGACGCCCACUGGGGCCGCUACAAGACCAUCCACCUGGCCAUUAUCUGCGCGAUCGUGGGCCACGUUAUUCUGACGGCGUCGGCCGCUCCCAGCGUCAUCAAACACAAUGGCUCUGCCCUCGCUGCCUUCACCAUCGGUUUGAUCAUCAUGGGUGUUGGUACCGGCGGCUUCAAGUCGAACAUCUCACCACUGCUCGCCGAACAGCAAACCGACAACAAAAAGAGGAUCAAGGUGCUACCGUCGGGCGAACGAGUCAUUGUGGACCCCUCGGUCACAACGUCCCGCAUCUUUCUGUACUUUUACAUGUGCAUCAACAUUGGCUCUCUUGUCGGACAAAUUGGCAUGGUAUACUGUGAGAAGUACGUCGGCUUCUGGUUGUCAUACAUGCUCCCGACCGUCCUCUUCGUUUUCGCCCCGAUCGUCCUGGCCGUGUGCAAGAAACACUACGUUCUCAACCCGCCCACGGGCUCCGUGUUCGCCAAGUUCUUCCAGCUCUGGAAGUACGCGGCCAAGGGCAACUGGAGCAUCAACCCCGUCCGCACGUACAGGAACAUGUCUGCCCCGAAUUUCUGGGAGCGUGUGAAACCGUCCAAUAUCCCCGUCAACGAACGGCCCGGUUGGAUGACGUUCGACGAUGCCUGGGUUGACGAAGUGCGCCGAGGCCUCAAGGCAUGCACCGUCUUCCUGUACCUCCCACUGUACUGGUUGGCAUAUGGACAAAUGACUGGAAACCUGACAUCUCAAGCCGCGGUCAUGGAACUCAACGGCGUCCCCAACGACAUCAUCCAGAACCUCAACCCUAUUUCGAUUGUCAUCUUCAUCCCGCUGAUGGACUUUGUCAUCUACCCUGCCCUGCGCAAGGCAAAGAUCAACUUCACCCCGAUCAAGCGCAUCACGUUGGGUUUCGCGCUCGCAUCCAUCGCCAUGAUUGCAGCAUGUGUGAUUCAAGUCUACAUCUACCGCCUUUCACCGUGCGGCCACCACGCCUCGGACCCCGACUGCUCCGGCCCGGCGCCGAUCAACGUGUGGGUGCAGACGCUCCCGUACGUCUUCAUCGGCUUCUCCGAGAUCAUGGCCAGCAUCACGAGUCUCGAGUACGCCUUCACCAAGGCGCCGACCAACAUGCGCUCGUUCGUCAUGGCCAUCAACCUGCUCAUGAACGCCUUCAGCUCCGCCAUCGCCCAGGCCCUGGUGUCGCUGUCCGCCGACCCGCUGCUCGUGUGGAACUACGGCGUCGUCGCCGUGCUGGCCGCCAUCGGGGGCGUGUGUUUCUGGUUCAACUUCCGCAACCUGGACCGCGAGGAGGACAGGCUGAACAUGCUGGCCGUGAGCGAGUACCGGGGCAGGCGGGCCAGCCUGAGCCUGCCCGCCGCCGUCGGUGGGUCGUCGAGUGUGCACAAGGUGGGCGAAAAGGGAGAGGCGCAGCCCUGA